Molecule: messenger RNA, 839 nt
Organism: Cuscuta campestris
Lineage: Eukaryota; Viridiplantae; Streptophyta; Magnoliopsida; Solanales; Convolvulaceae
Source: the annotation of a GenBank genome assembly
CCAGAAACAAAAAAAAAUACAAUCUUGAGUAUAUCUUGAUCAUCACCACCAUCACAACUGCCACCAUGCCGCCAGCGCCGCCAGCACAACGCUCUUCCCUGCCGCGACGCAUUGCCAUGGCUCUUCUGGCACUCAUCCUCCUCCUGGGCCUAGUCAUCCUCAUCAUCUGGCUCUCAGUCCACCCAAGAAAAUUCCACUACUCCAUCGAGCACGCCGUGAUCAGCAAGUACAACCUCACCAACAACCGCCUCAACUCCAACUUCUACAUGGUCCUCCGCGCGGAGAAUCCCAACCGGAGGAUGUCAAUGUACUACGACAGGAUCGACGUCACGGUGUUGUACGAGGACCAGAAGCUCUCCAUCAACAAUGUGCACCCAUUCUAUCAGCCAAGGAGGAACAUCACCCACUUGGACAUGUAUUUGGUGGCCAAAGAUGCCACGGUGUAUGGCGCCGUGGCCAGGGACUUGGGAAUGCACCAGGCGUCAGGUGGGGCUUUAAGCCUGGACGUCAAAAUUAAGGCCAAGAUCAGGCAGAAGGUCGGGGUUUUCAAGAUUCAUCGCAAGCUUAAGAUCUUCUGUGGGAAGGUGAAUGUGCCGUUCGAUACUAAGAAGGGGUUUCAGAGGGUCUUCUGUGACGCGGAUCUUGAUUAAUUAAGAGCUAUAUAUACACGCCAAGAUUUAUGGGAACUUACGUCUGGCUUGAUGAUUGAUUAUUUUUUUAUUUUUUAAGAGUGUUCUUCCAUGUAUGUUUUGAGUGUAUCUGUUUUCUAUUUCUUGCACAUUUCUUGAAAUUAAAUUGUGUGAUUCGUAGUAUAUGAUUCUCCAUUGAGUUGAUUUUUU